AUGCACUCGCGUCGACCCGAGACCUUGAAGAUUGACAUCUCCAAGUAUAGGGGAGUCGAAGAGGACUCCCUCUUGAGAUGGUUCUUCGAAUUGGAUGGCGCCAUAAGGGCGCGUCGCAUCGACGACGGGGAUAUGCAAGUUGCAUGUGCCCAGUCAAAUAUGGCAGGAAGUGCCAAGACUUGGGCUUUGGGGCUCAAGUUGCACGACCCAUAUGCGUUUGGGUCGUUGGAAGUCUUCAAGUCGCGGCUCAGACAAACGUUUGAACCGCCUAGAGCUGAGUUCAGAGCUCGAACCGAACUCUUGAAGCUCAAGCAGGGUAAGCGUGAUGUGCACGCUUACGCGCAACAUAUACGACAUCUUGCGAGUUGUAUAAGUUCCAAUCCGGUGGAUGAACACACGCUGGUUUCGGUGUUCAUGCAGGGUCUUGCGGAUGGUCCCAUCAAGACUCACCUGUUCCGGCUUGAACUAGAUUCACUAGAACAAGCCAUAUCCAUUGCGGAACAGGAAGAAUUCAGUCUGAGACAGGCUCGCGCCAUCUCGACAUCAUAUCUUCCACCGAGACGAUAUGACAGCGGAGUUCCAGAGCCGAUGGAACUCUGUUAUGUAGAGAGCGAGAAGGCUCGCUCUACAGACUACAAGAAGUUGCAGAGAUGCAACAGAUGUCAAAAGACAGGACACUACGCUUACGAGUGUAGUGCCCCUCGUCCAGUGUCUCGCAACACUGAGCGUAGUGACCGUCCACCCAUGAGAAAGGGGCAGGGACGCGGGUCCGCUGUUGGUGCAAAGACGCAACAACGGGAUGGACCGUAA
Messenger RNA from Peronospora matthiolae, 810 nucleotides. The record is from the annotation of a GenBank genome assembly. Lineage: Eukaryota; Oomycota; Peronosporomycetes; Peronosporales; Peronosporaceae.